AUGACCCUUCCAGUCAACCAAAACACCAUCGACGCCUUCAGUCGCGUUCACGGCCCUUACAACCAUAAGGAAAAGGCGGGAAAAUUCCGAGAUGCUGGCAUUCGCUGGAAGAUGGGAACUGGAGUCGAGACAGAUGCAAGCAACCGAAGCCUCUCCCAACCGGCCAUGCAGCCUUUUGUGCCCGACCUGGAGAUUGCGAUGACUGUCAAUAACCCUUAA
Molecule: messenger RNA, 219 nt
Organism: Penicillium maclennaniae
Lineage: Eukaryota; Fungi; Ascomycota; Eurotiomycetes; Eurotiales; Aspergillaceae
Exons: 1
Coding region: 1-219 (72 amino acids)
Source: RefSeq, a predicted model, not a curated record